Linum tenue is the source of this 737-nucleotide messenger RNA. The record is from the annotation of a GenBank genome assembly. NCBI's taxonomy places the organism in Eukaryota, Viridiplantae, Streptophyta, Magnoliopsida, Malpighiales, Linaceae.
GGUGCUUAUAUCAUGUCUUUUCCUCAUGUAUUGUUAUGCUGGCAGGGAAUGGAAGGUGAAGAAAAGGAAAGGAAAAUGACAUGCUGGACUAGAAGGCACUGUUGGAAGUAAGUGAUUGUACACAAUGCAGAAGCCAUCUACUGAAAGCUUUAAACAUGAUUGGAUAGAUGUUUUGAACUACAGUCCCGAGCAAUCUCGAUUCUUUGACAAGAGAAGGCCAACUAUAAUCAAUCAUAAUUUGGAAGGGAGGUGGGCAAUAGCUUAUGAUUAUCACCUAACGUCAGUACGCUCUUUCAAGUCAGUUAAACUAAAGCUUUACUAGCUUAUGAAUUGAGUGAUUAGUUAGUUUUAACAACAUUUUUAUUGUUGGUUGGGUGGUCUAGUGUGGGAAUGCUGCUGGGUUGAUUCUUGAUAGCGGGUCAAAUGCUGCUUUGUUGCUGAAGUUCUGGAUCAAUAUACUAACUGCAUUGAACGCCAAUCGCUACCGCUUGUGUUGAAAUCUUUUGACGGCUUACAAGUUUCAACUAUGUUUUAUUGUGUUUGCCCUUUGAUGUUCCUAUUCCUGCAUCUUCUCUUAGUUGGAUGUAUGUAUAUAUAUAUGAAUAUGUUUAGUUUCCACCUAUAUGGAUAUGUUUAGUUUCCACCUAUAUGGAUAUGUUUACCGACAACCCAUUAAUUUUACUUUUGCUGACCUAUCUUUGAUUCUACCUAUUUAUUAAUUUAACGUUCAGUUCACG